GUCAGUAGUGUGUGUGUGUGUGCUGUGUGUGGGUAGUGAGGAGCACCUGUCUCACCACAAAACACCAGGCCCUACAUGCGCAGCGCCACUUGUAUAAAGAGCGCUGGGAGUAUACACGCUGCCACAGAACCAAGGCUGUCUGGAUUCAGGACCUUGAACAACUUUGGCAAGGAACUUUGUGUCUGGAGCAGCACCAAGCAACUUUGGGGAAGCAACUUUGCUAAGACUGUGGGCUAUUUCAAAAGGACAAGCUCCCCACAUGGUGCCAGGGCAUUAGUUCUGGCAGGACACAACAACACAGGGUCUUCUGCACGCAAGUAGGGCAGGCGAACACUGGGUCCGUAACCGCACCUCGGGUGGCCAGUCACGACCUCCGAUUCAACGGGUAAAUCUCGCCGAGUUUUCUGCUGUGAUAGGAGUUGGCAGUGGCAUUGCCUGGACCUGACAUCAUGCUGGCUGUGUGCAAGGUUGUGGUGCUUUUCGGCAGUAUUUUAUUGUUGGUUGGACAGAACGGUUUUGCCGGGGCGAACAGAGUGGAUGUACUGAGAGGUCAGCAGUGCACCCAGGUCUGUAACACACCGGCUCAGAGCGGCGCCUGUAGUUACACCUUUGUGGUGCCAAAAAACGAGAAGGACCCGUCCUGCCAAAGCUCGCCGUCGGCUCAGAUCCUCACGGAGAUGAAGAGAGACGUCAAGAAGACGUCGGACAAGGCGAACCGUCUGCGGCACCAGUUUAGCCGCUACCGCGAAGACCGAGAACUCUCCAACGCGAUCAUGCGCAAGGAAAUAGUCAACGCCACGGCUAGGAUGGAGAUCCGUUCGCUCGAACACGACGUGAAAGUGAAAAACCUGGAAAUCCAGCUCCUAAACCAGACCCUGCAACUCGAGCGUCUGAAAAGAAAGAACGAAGAGUUGGAGAAGAUUGUGCUGAUGAGUGAGGUAGAUCUGAUUCAGAUGAGAGACGUGCAUCAGACAGUCGACCAUCUUAACGAGGUUGUCACCACCCUGCAGACCAGGCUUAACGAGGUUUCACAACUCCUCACAGGCCAACUGCAAGAAAUGCUUAGUGGGCAGCUUGGCAUCGGGCACCCCCCUGGUGGUUUCCCCCCUGCCCCAGGGGCGCUCUCUGCCCAGCCCCAGUCUGCCUUCUCCGCAGCCCGCCAAACCAAGAUGUACGGCAGCAUCCCGCCGCAGCGGAUCGGCUUCGACAAGAUCUUCGUGAAUGAGGGCGGAGACUUUCACCAUGGUAACGGGACGUUUGUGACCAGAGUGCCUGGGGUUUACUUCUUCACCUUCACUAUACAGUCUUACGAUGGCAAGUUCACCAACAUCGCUCUGGUACAGAAUGGGAGAGAACAGGUGACGUUGUACACAGAGGAUGAUGACAGAAACAUCAUGCAGAGUCAGAGCAUCAUGCUUCGCCUGGCGACCAAUGACAAGGUCUGGCUGCAGCUGGACGGAGGAACACACCACGCCAUCCUCAGUUUCCAUGACAACCGCAUCACGUUCAGUGGAUACCUCGUCUACGCUAAGUUCAGUUAGAAUCACGAUAUCGUGU
Messenger RNA from Branchiostoma belcheri (Belcher's lancelet), 1557 nucleotides. RefSeq lists its product as uncharacterized. Bases 450 to 1541 code for a protein of 363 amino acids. The transcript is spliced from 4 exons. The record is from RefSeq and is a predicted model, not a curated record. Gene Ontology annotation, molecular function: protein binding. NCBI's taxonomy places the organism in Eukaryota, Metazoa, Chordata, Leptocardii, Amphioxiformes, Branchiostomatidae.